Molecule: messenger RNA, 679 nt
Organism: Megalops cyprinoides (Indo-Pacific tarpon)
Lineage: Eukaryota; Metazoa; Chordata; Actinopteri; Elopiformes; Megalopidae
Gene: cfap418
Product: chromosome 10 C8orf37 homolog
Exons: 6
Coding region: 12-647 (211 amino acids)
Cellular component (GO): cytosol
Source: RefSeq, a predicted model, not a curated record
CCCGCUUCAAUAUGGCGGAUGAUUUGGAUGAACUGCUGGAUGAGGUGGAAUCAAAGUUCUGCCGCAGUGUUUCACUGUCAUCACCAUCUCAUUCCACUUGUAAAGAGGAUGGAAGCCAGUUGCCACAGACCAAAAGAAAAGCAGAGGGGAAAGGCGGGACACGCGGUUCUGCUGGCCAAGAACCACAUAAAAACCCCGAGGACGAAGAUAUUGAUGCUCUUCUUGAGGACAUAUUUGACGAUGAGCAUGAUUCUGUCGACAUUAAUAUGCCCAAAGCCACUCAGACUCACAUUAAGAAUUCAUUGCCACAACCAGCAAGUAGAAGAUGUUUUCCAGUUUUUCUCGGUGGGAGCUCUGUAGCAACUGGUGUUGGAACAAGUACGUCGCAAAGGGCUUGCAGUCGUCUGAGGUGCACUUCCUGUGACUUCUGCGUGGCCACGUUCGACGAUCAAGAGUGGGACCCUUCCUGUGAUUACCUCUUUUUCAGGAACAACAUGCCCGACCGGGAGAGGCUGCAGGCCAAGCUGAAGAGGAAGAGGGGCUCCCGCGCCUACGCCUGCCAGUGCAGCUGGUACUCGGCCGUCACCCUCACAGACCUGCGAGACCGCCAGGACCUCAAGUGGGUCUGCGCUAAGCAUGAGGCCUGACAGUUUCAUACCGUAUUUAGAGGGUCUGUAGG